UUGGCCGAUUGAUUGCGUCUUGAUGGCUUACAUAGCAUGUUGGCGCAUGCGCAACACCACCGUCACGAGAUCUUUCCUGUCCUGGCAAGACGGGCUCACGACGCUGGAACGCAAUCAUAUGGUUCGCAUAAAUGCAUGUUCUGCAAGCGUGGCUGCAGAAGUGAUUACGAAGAAAUGGGAAGAAGCCCAGUGGUUACGACGCUCACCUUGGGACCGUGGGUACGCGGGUUCGAAUUCCGCCUCGGCAAGAAUGUUGUCGACCGUACGCGCAAGAAGGGUAAAGACCGAGCGAGCUACCGUGGCGGCAUCAUGGCAGAGCUGGUGGAACGUGGCAAGAAGCGACAACGCGAGGAAGAAAAGGAGGAACAGGCGGCCGACGCGGCCACGGAGCGGGAACUGAAGCGUCGCCAGGACGCAAUGACGCUCGAGGAAAUCCGCGAGCAGGUGCAGGAGGCCGAGAAGAAGCUGGCCGCUCUCGUGGCGGAGAGGCUGCAGCUCUUCAUGCAGCUCGAGAAGGUGCUGCGCGAAGAGGAAGCCCAGAAACGGGCUCUCGAGAAAGAGGCCAACAAUUAAGAACCCUGCCGUCGUGUGUGGGUGAGGCCUUCUCCUGCCGGCCCUCCUCUGCAAUCUGCUGUUCCACCAGAUCAAGGGCUUCGCCUCAUCAAGCACAGUUGAUGAUGCUGAAUUCUCACCACAUUAAACAAUACUGAGAGUACAG
Dermacentor silvarum is the source of this 718-nucleotide messenger RNA. Its product is annotated as troponin I-like. Gene Ontology annotation, molecular function: transcription coregulator activity. Bases 37 to 573 code for a protein of 178 amino acids. Gene Ontology annotation, biological process: regulation of transcription by RNA polymerase II. The transcript is spliced from 3 exons. NCBI's taxonomy places the organism in Eukaryota, Metazoa, Arthropoda, Arachnida, Ixodida, Ixodidae. The record is from RefSeq and is a predicted model, not a curated record. Gene Ontology annotation, cellular component: transcription regulator complex.